Colletotrichum higginsianum IMI 349063 is the source of this 579-nucleotide messenger RNA. RefSeq lists its product as uncharacterized. The record is from RefSeq and is a predicted model, not a curated record. The transcript has a single exon. NCBI's taxonomy places the organism in Eukaryota, Fungi, Ascomycota, Sordariomycetes, Glomerellales, Glomerellaceae. The coding region runs from base 1 to 579 and encodes 192 amino acids.
AUGGCCUCCCCGCCGGAUCCCGCCCCGGCAACCACACCCGCUCCGGCGACCGCGCCCGCUCUUGAACAGAACCAACCACCCGACCAACAAACCACCUCCGCCACCCCCGCCCGGCCCGAACGACGCCCCAGGGCCGGAGGCCUCCUCCCCGCCCUCGCGAUAGCGCUCGUCAGCUGGCUCCUGAUCGGCAGCAUAAGCCACAGCCCGCCCGCCAUCGCCGCCCUCGGCGACGGCAUCAUCGCCCUCGACGUCGCCCUCGUCUUCGUCCAGAUCCCCAUGCUCUUCCUUGCCCUGGACUCCGCCUCCGACCUGUGGCCCGGCCGCGGGUCCGCCACCUUCACGGCGGCCGUCGUCGGCCUCGGCGUCGCGUCGGCGUACGCCCUCCGCGCGGCGGACGGGUGGGCCAACGGGUCCCAGGGCCUGUUCUGGACGCUCGGCGGCAUGUACGGCGGCGUCGCGCUCGAAUGGCUCACGGGGUUCUGGGCCCGCCUCGAGAGGCGCCUCGAGAGGUCGGCGACGAGGGGGGAUGGUACGCCGAUGCAAACCGCGGCCGUCAAGACAUCACAAUCUGGGCAGUAG